Messenger RNA from Metarhizium album ARSEF 1941, 447 nucleotides. RefSeq lists its product as uncharacterized. The coding region runs from base 1 to 447 and encodes 148 amino acids. The record is from RefSeq and is a predicted model, not a curated record. NCBI's taxonomy places the organism in Eukaryota, Fungi, Ascomycota, Sordariomycetes, Hypocreales, Clavicipitaceae. The transcript has a single exon.
AUGGGCAAAGCAGAAAAGAGGUCAAAAGAGCCCGUUGGCGGAGCGUCGACUGCUCCCCCAACGGUACCGCAAACCACAUCGGCCCUCAAAGCAGACGCUCUUCUUGGCCACAAGAUCCGCGUCCUGAUAUACAAUCUUCUGAAUAUCACCAAAGAUCCCUCGUCGGCGAAAAGACUAAACGCCACGAUAGACGAGCACUACAUCAGCACACCGUAUUUCACAGCCCCCGAGGCAGAAGCCCUCAAGAGUGCCACAGUCGAUGUGGAAAUCAACUCGCAUCUCAUGCCAGACGAGUCCAGUGGUGCAGAGUCUAUACCAGGAAAGUCACUACACGAUGCGCUUUGCGCUUUGCUCCAGAACUUCCUCGAGAGACGAACGAUGCCCGGCCUUGUGGGCCUCACGAUUUGGCGCCUAUUUUUGCGGCUCUUUUUGGAGUGGAGGAGGUAA